Phaeoacremonium minimum UCRPA7 is the source of this 1506-nucleotide messenger RNA. Its product is annotated as putative histone acetyltransferase esa1 protein. NCBI's taxonomy places the organism in Eukaryota, Fungi, Ascomycota, Sordariomycetes, Togniniales, Togniniaceae. The record is from RefSeq and is a predicted model, not a curated record. The transcript has 2 exons. Gene Ontology annotation, molecular function: histone acetyltransferase activity. Gene Ontology annotation, biological process: regulation of DNA-templated transcription. Bases 1 to 1506 code for a protein of 501 amino acids.
AUGAGUCCCGGUAUUCUGAAUGGAGAGCCCUCCGUCGGUCCUGAUGGACCGAGGAAGAAGGGCAAGGCGACCCCCGAGACACUCGCGGUGGGGUGCAUCGCGUGGGUAGAGAAGGAAGGCCAGCCACGCCGCGCAGAGAUUUUGAGCAUCAAGGAGACGAAAAGCGGUCGCCAGUACUACUGCAACUUCGACAACUUCAACAAGCGACUCGACGAAUGGGUCCCCAUUGCGCGGAUAGAUUUCGACCAAGAGGUAGAAUGGCCCAACCCCGAGAAGGACAAGGCGAAGGACAAGGCCAAGAAGGCCUCGACCGCCCCUGGGAAGAAGACGCAGGUUGGCAAGAGGCCACAAAAGCGCCCAGGCAAGCGAGAACAGUCUGUCAUGUCCGAGGGUCAGACGCCAGUCACCUUUACAGAGGCUGCCGAACCCACGUCGAAGGCUACUCCGCUCGGCAUCGAUGGCGACGAGAAAGCCACACCGAGUCAAGUAGCCACACCGAGCGCCAUUGCUGAUGAUAUGGAUAUCGACGAUGAGGCGACUCCCAUAGAUGAUAAAAAAGAACGAGCCCCGUCAUUUAGCCGGGAGGAGGAGAUUGAGAAGCUGAGAACCUCCGGGUCCAUGACACAGAAUCCGACGGAGGUCUCGCGAAUUCGAAAUAUCUCGAAAGUACAAUUUGGCAAAUACGACCUCUUCCCGUGGUAUUUCUCGCCGUAUCCGGAGGUGUUUGGAGAGGAAGACGUUAUCUUCAUUUGCGAGUUCUGCCUGAGUUAUUAUGCCGACCAGAAGUCAUUCACGCGACAUCGUCACAAGUGCACCCUUCAGCAUCCUCCCGGAAACGAGAUCUACAGAGACGAUUAUGUCUCAUUCUUCGAGAUCGAUGGACGAAGGCAACGCACAUGGUGCCGAAACUUGUGUUUGCUAUCGAAGAUGUUCCUGGACCACAAAACCCUAUACUAUGAUGUCGACCCUUUCCUAUUCUACGUCAUGACAACCAGAGACGAGAAAGGUUUCCAUCUCGUCGGCUACUUCUCAAAGGAGAAAGAGAGCGCGGAUGGCUACAACGUUGCCUGUAUCCUGACUCUCCCACAAUACCAAAGAAAGGGCUAUGGUCGUCUGCUCAUUCAAUUCUCCUACGAGCUAUCAAAGAUUGAAGGGAAGCUCGGAUCGCCCGAGAAACCGCUGUCUGAUCUGGGUCUACUCAGUUACCGUCAGUAUUGGUCUGAGAAUAUUGUUGAGCUGCUUGUCGAGUACAACGAGAAAGAGGACAAAUGCAGUAUCGAAGCAAUUGCCUCGCGGCUAGCUAUGACAACUCAGGAUGUGGAGCACACCUUACAGGCGCUGAAGAUGCAGGUGUAUCACAAGGGCGAACACAAGGUGGUGAUACCCGACAGAUUGCUACAACAAAGGGAGAAAUCAAAGUUGAAGAACAAGAGAGCCAUCGAGUCAGAACGCAUACAGUGGAAGCCUCCGGUCUUCACAGCAUCGAACCGAACUUGGGGGUGGUAA